GAGCAUUUCGUCCUGCUUGCUCUGAGAGGACAGGGUGAACCGCUGCCUCAUUCCCCGUCUUUGAAAAUGCCUGUUCUGUUUCCACAUCCGUUUGGAGCCGGGCCUGCCUGAGGGUGUAGAUAUCCAAACCGCUGAUGGAGAAGAAGCGCCGUGCACGCAUCAACGUGUCCUUAGAGCAGCUCAAGUCGUUGCUGGAGAAACACUACUCGCACCAGAUCCGGAAACGCAAGCUGGAAAAGGCCGACAUUCUGGAGUUGAGCGUCAAGUACAUGAAAAGCCUUCAGAACUCCUUGCAAGGGCUCUGGCCGGUAGCCAGCGGAGCCGAGUACCCGACGAGCUUCCGGGGCUGCCUACCCGGUGUGAGCCAACUCCUACGGCGCGGAGAGGAGGGCGGCCUGCGCUGCCCCCUGGUGCGGGAGCUCGCAGGUGGCAGCACCACGGACAGCACCAGCUCUGGCCCGGAGGCGCCCGCUCUGGGCGGCCCCAGUGGUCCUGCUGUCUGGGCUCCUGCUCCGACUGCCAGCGGCCGGCGGUCCCCACCACCCAGGCUCCUCUUCCCCGGCGGUGUCCCUAGCCCCUCCACCAGCGUCUCAGCGCCUCUGCCAGCGUCGUGCCGCCGGGCCGAGAACCCGGGGCCUGGGCUGCGCGUGUGGCGGCCCUGGUGAGGCCUUGGACUCAAAGGGGGCCCCGUCUGGUCUGGCGUGAAGACUGGCAAGAGCUAACCCGAAUGUCUCUCGUGGGAGCGGUGCACUGGGCAAAGACCCAAGGGCAGCAUUCUGGACCCAGAUCCUGCAGAAACCGGACCUCCGGACCUCUAGGACGUUCAGAGCCCACAACCCUCGACGGCCCUCGGAGCGUCUGUGCCAGUUUGCUGGUCUAUAAUGAGGUCAUUGUUGCGCUCGGACUUGGGUGUGGGAGUCUUCCAAGUCAGUUUUUCUUCCCCUGGGCUUCUAGCGAGGGACUUCCUGGGGGUGGGGUCAGAGAUCUGGCACCUUCUCCUCCCAGGUUGUAAUUCGUAAUAAAGAUAAGGCGAACCCGUGUCAUGGGUAUAAAGAG
Molecule: messenger RNA, 1056 nt
Organism: Sciurus carolinensis (gray squirrel)
Lineage: Eukaryota; Metazoa; Chordata; Mammalia; Rodentia; Sciuridae
Gene: Hes3
Product: hes family bHLH transcription factor 3
Exons: 5
Coding region: 135-665 (176 amino acids)
Biological process (GO): regulation of transcription by RNA polymerase II; regulation of neurogenesis; anterior/posterior pattern specification
Cellular component (GO): nucleus
Molecular function (GO): protein dimerization activity; RNA polymerase II cis-regulatory region sequence-specific DNA binding; DNA-binding transcription factor activity, RNA polymerase II-specific
Source: RefSeq, a predicted model, not a curated record